Elephantulus edwardii (Cape elephant shrew) is the source of this 4098-nucleotide messenger RNA. RefSeq names its product tonsoku-like, DNA repair protein (gene TONSL). NCBI's taxonomy places the organism in Eukaryota, Metazoa, Chordata, Mammalia, Macroscelidea, Macroscelididae. The transcript has 26 exons. The record is from RefSeq and is a predicted model, not a curated record. Gene Ontology annotation, molecular function: protein binding. The coding region runs from base 1 to 4098 and encodes 1365 amino acids.
AUGAACUUGGAGCGCGAGCUUCGCCAGCUGAGAAAGGCCAAGACCAAGGCCCAGCGGGGCGGACAGCUGCGGGAGGAGGCCGCCUCCUGCCACCAGCUGGGGGAGCUUCUAGCCAGCCAUGGCCGCUACGCAGAGGCCCUGGAGGAGCACCAACAGGAACUUCAGCUCCUGGAGAGCGUGGACGACCCCCUGGGCUGUGCCGUGGCCCAUCGCAAGAUCGGAGAGAGGCUAGCCGAGAUGGAGGACUACUCGGCCGCCCUGAAGCACCAACACCGCUAUCUGGAGCUGGCCUGCUCCCUCUCCAACCACGUCGAGCUGCAGAGAGCUUGGGCCACCAUCGGGCGCACUUACCUGGACAUUUACGACCACAACCAGUCUCGGGACGCCCUGCUGCAAGCCCAGGCUGCCUUCGAGAAGAGCCUGGCGAUUGUGGAUGAGAAGCUGGAGGGGGCUGUGGCCCAUCAAGAGCUGGUUGAGAUGAGGGCCCGGCUCUAUCUGAACCUGGGGCUCACCUUCGACAGCCUGCAGCAGACGGCCCUGUGCAGUGACUACUUCAAGAAGAGCAUCUUCCUGUCUGAGCAAAACCAUCUCCAGGAAGACCUGUUCCGAGCCCGCUACAACCUGGGCACCAUCCACUGGCGAGGGGGCCAGCACUCCAAGGCCAUGCGCUGCCUGGAGGGUGCCAGGGAGUGCGCUCGUGAACUGAAGAAGGGGUGCAUGGAGAGUGAAUGCUGUGUGGUUAUUGCACAGAUCCUCCAGGAUCUAGGGGAUUUCCUGGCUGCCAAACGUGCCCUGAAGAAGGCAUAUAGGCUGGGUUCCCAAAAGCCUUUGCAAAGAGAGGUGGUCUGUAGCAGCCUCAAGUAUGUGUUGAAGGUGGUCCAGCUGCAGCAGCAGCUGGAAGAGACCAAGGGGCAGGACCCUCACCGUGCCAUGAACAUCUGCGAGCAGCUGGGGGAUUUGUUCUCCCAGGCUGGUGACUUCCCUAAGGCAGCCGAGGCCUACCAGAAACAGCUGCAUUUUGCAGAGCUGCUGGGCCGGCCAGGGGCUGAGCUGGCUGUCAUCCACGUAUCCCUGGCUACCACCUGGAGUGACAUGAAAGAGCCAAGGCAGGCUGUACAUCACUAUGAGGAGGAGCUGAAGCUGCGCAGUGGAAACCCCCUGGAGGAGGCGAAGACCUGGUUCAACAUUGCGCUGUCCCGGGAGGAGGCAGGGGAUGCCUAUGAACUGCUGGUGCCCUGCUUCCGGAUGGCUCUAAGCUGUGCCCAGCAGGCUCAGCGGCCCCAGCUACAGAGGCGCAUUCUCCAGCACCUCCACACAGUACAGCUGAGGCUGCAGCCUUGUGAAGCCCUUGAUACUGAAGCCAGGCUUGAAGAGCUGAGUGUGGCUGAACAUGGGGAGGAAGAAGAUGAGGAGGAGGAGGAGGAGGGAGACAGUGAGGCUCUGGAGACCAGCGAGCUGGAGCUAUCAGAGAGCGAGGACGAGGCUCCAGGGGAGGACGAGGAGCUGCAGGGCUGCCUAGGCCAGCGGAGGGCAAGCAAGUGGAAUCGGCGGAAUGACAUGGGUGAGACGCUGCUUCACCGAGCCUGCAUUGAAGGUCAGCUGCGUCGUGUCCGGGACCUGGUGAAGCAGGGCCACCCCGUCAACCCUCGGGACUACUGUGGCUGGACACCCCUGCAUGAAGCCUGCAACCACGGCCACCUGGAGAUUGUCCGCUUCCUGCUGGACCAUGGGGCCGCGGUGGAUGACCCAGGGGGCCCAGGCUGUGAAGGCAUCACCCCACUGCAUGAUGCCCUUACCUGUGGCCACUUUGAGGUGGCCGAACUGCUUGUUGAGCGUGGCGCAUCUGUCACAGUGCAGACCUCCAAGGGACACAGCCCCCUGCAGACAUUGCACCAGUGGGUAGGGCUGUACAGCAGCGACCUUGACCAGGAGACAUGGCAGAAGGUUGGCAACAUGGAAAGGCUGCUUCAGUCAGCGGCAGCAGGCCAAGGCAAGCAGGGACACGCUGCUCAAUUGCCCAGGACCUUACCCAGUAAUCCUCUGUUUGAUCCUGAGACCACUCCUCCCCGGAGCUUCUGCUCAGAGUCCUCCCCUCGUCCCCCAAGGCUUCCAGAUGCCUUGCCAGCCCAGACCAGGCUCUCCCCAGUGUCUAGACCUCGGAGGGGCCAGCGUGGGCUAGACAGCAGCAGUGGGUCAGAGAGCGAGGACAGCGAAGGUGCCCACCAGCCAGCCCAGAAGAGGCUUCGGCCUUCAACCUCUGGCCCCCAGGCCAUCAGCCCUACUGGUGACAGAGAAGCAGAUGUAGCCAGUGCCAGCCGGGCCACCUACCAGGCGGCCAUCCGAAGUGUGGGCAGUGCCCAGAGCCGCUGUUUGGGGCUCAGCCUAGCUCGAGAAUUUGGUGAGACCCCUGUUCUCCGAGAAGCCCUGGUUCCGGAGGAGGAGUGCCUGGCUGAGGACUGGCUAGACGAUGACUUAAUGCUGACCGUCAGCCACCAGAGGCGAAGCCGCCCACCCCAGCUCCUAGGCAGUGGAGACGGUCCCAGACGAGGCACCUCGGGCUUGAGCAGUGGCCAGCGUUCCACCAGACCCCAGACUCGGCAGAGCCGUCUGAGAUUCCCCCUCCACCAGGAGGGCGGGUAUGCAGUGGUCACCUCUGGUAGAGAGGCCAGCUCAGCUGCUGAUAAUCCAGGAAGCCCCAGACCCGGCCAGGAGAACCUCUCGGCUGGACAGUCAUCAGGACCGAUCCCAGCCCCUCCCCUCCGUGUCCGUGUCCGCAUCCAGGAUAACCUCUUCCUUAUCCCGGUCCCACACAGCACCGAGGUCCAUUCUGUGGCCUGGCUGGCUGAGCAGGCCACUCAGCGCUACUACCAGACCUGCGGCCUGCUGCCCAGACUGACACUGCAAAAGGAGGGGGCGUUGCUGGCCCCCCAGGACGCCAUCCUUGAUGUGCUACAGAGCAAUGAGGAGGUACUGGCCCAAGUGACUUCAUGGGAUCUGCCCCCGCUGGCUGACCGCUACCACCAGGCCUGCCAGAGCCUGGGCCAAGGUGAGCAUCCGCAGGUGCAGCAGACAGUAGAGCGCCAAGGCUGCAGUCCCACGUUCAGUGCCUGUGCCCUCGCCCUGCGCCCUGCCCAGCUCACGCCCCUUCUGCGGGCCCUCAAACUGCACACUGUGCUGCGCGAACUGCGGCUGGCUGGGAACCGGCUGGGGGACGGAUGCAUGGCCGAGCUGCUGGCCACUCUGGGCACCAUGCCAGGCUUGGCCCACCUUGACCUCUCCUCCAACCACCUGGGCCCAGCUGGCCUACACCAACUUGCCUCCGGCCUCCCAGACCAAGCCACUGCUCAGACCCUAGAGGAGCUGAACUUGAGCAUGAACCCCCUUGGAGAUAGCUGUGGCCAAGCCCUAGCCACUAUCCUCCGGGCCUGCCCCUUGCUUAGCACCUUGCACCUCCAGGCCUGUGACCUUGGCCCCAGCAGCUUCAUAAGCCACCAGGCAGCCCUAGGCAAUGCCUUCCAAGAUGCCAAGCACCUGAAAACACUGUCCCUGUCCUGCAAUGCGCUGGGCACCCAGGCCCUGGCCCAAGCCCUGAAGAGCCUGCCUGUCCGUUCCCUCCUGCACCUGGAGCUCAGCUCCACGGUGAUGCAGGAGAGCAGCGCAGGCCUCAUGGAGCCUGUGGCAGAGUAUCUGAGCAAGGAGGGCUGUGUACUGUCGUCCCUCAGUCUGUCUGGGAACCACCUGGACGACAAGGCUGUGAGAACUCUGAGCAGGUGUCUCACUCUUUGUCCCUCACUUGUCUCACUGGACCUCUCUGCCAACCCCAAGGUCAGCCGCACUGGCCUAGAGGAACUCCUGUCAGCUCUCCAGGAACGGCCUUGUGGCCUCAACUUCCUCAACUUGGCAGGUUGUGCAGUCCAGGGCCCUCUGGGCCUCGGUCUCUGGGACAAGAUAACAGCAUACCUGCAGGAGUUGCGCCUAUGCAGCCGGCAUCUCACCCUCGAGGACCGAGAGGCCUUGCGCCGGGUCCUGCCCAACCAGCCAAACCCUGGCAUGUGCACACUGGAUCAGGGCGCUAAGCUCUUCUUCAGGCGCCUCUGA